CUAUCUCAGGGAACCGAAAUUCAAUUAGGUUUGGCUCUUGAAAGUCAGAAUGCGACUUUAUCAGUGAAGAGGAGACUGGCUUCUGAAGCAGUAAGCUACUAUGGCCAGGCUCUUUGCUGCUUGUCUGGAGAUAAUAAUUUCCAUGGAACAGCAAAAAAGCAUAUGUCGUUCAUCAAAUGGAAGUACCUCGAAGCAAAGGCUGCAGCUUACUACUACCACAGUAUAAUCGUUGACAAGGGCACAGAACUUUCCUGCCACGUCAGUGCAGUAUGCUGUUUCCUCGCAGCUGAAGAACUACUUGCACAGAGUAAAAAGGCCUCCUUAAGUUUUUGCCUUGCAGAACCUGUCACCAGAACUCCUCCAGCAUGGGGUGUUAUGAAACAUUUGAACAAAAAAGUCCCUGAAACUGCUGCCAAGAAGUCUCAGAUAUAUGGCUACCUUUUGGACCAAGAAAAAGGUCUUCAAGUACUGCCAGAUCUUCCAGAAUUCCAGUUGUCGCUCAAACCUGACGACUAUACAUUGCCAGAAGCAGAUUCAACAUGGAAUAGUGAAAAGUGGGAUAUUCCUGGACAAAGCCUCAAAGAACAUCUCAAAGAUUGUGAAGACGGGGCGGAAACUGAAUUAUACAUUCGGCAUUAAUGUUGUCUUGUCUUCAAAUAUUUGUACAUUUUCUUAGCUAUAGAAGUGUUGUGCGGAUCUGCUUGCAAGGCUCAAAUAACUUGAAUCUGCUUAAAGACAAUGUCAAUUAAGAGAUAGUAUGUCGCGGAUGCCCAUUGCUGGAACAUCAAUACAGGAAGAUUGACAUGCGAUCAAUCCUCUUACGUAUUAUUCACUAAAAGGUUAGGAUGCGUUAAUUCCGGUUUCUAUUUCCUUUUCAGAAAUGGCGCUUUGUUUAUCACUCCAUGGAUUGUUAGCCAUAAGAAAUUAAUGUUCUGG
Lycium barbarum (goji berry) is the source of this 936-nucleotide messenger RNA. RefSeq lists its product as uncharacterized. Lineage: Eukaryota; Viridiplantae; Streptophyta; Magnoliopsida; Solanales; Solanaceae. The record is from RefSeq and is a predicted model, not a curated record. The annotation marks the transcript as partial. The transcript is spliced from 5 exons.